This is a messenger RNA of Herpailurus yagouaroundi (jaguarundi), 5499 nucleotides long. RefSeq names its product ATP-binding cassette sub-family A member 17-like. Gene Ontology annotation, molecular function: ABC-type transporter activity; ATP hydrolysis activity; lipid carrier activity. Gene Ontology annotation, cellular component: membrane; intracellular membrane-bounded organelle. The transcript has 30 exons. Gene Ontology annotation, biological process: transmembrane transport; lipid transport. Lineage: Eukaryota; Metazoa; Chordata; Mammalia; Carnivora; Felidae. The coding region runs from base 1 to 5397 and encodes 1798 amino acids. The record is from RefSeq and is a predicted model, not a curated record.
AUGCCUGACAGUUGCCCCGUUUGCUUCCCAGCUGGUGCUGAUCCCUCCCCUUCCGGUGGGAAAGUGACAAUGGUCAGGAAUUUAAAACUUCUUCUUUGGAAGAAUUUCAUCCUGAAGAAGCGGAAGACUCUGAUAACAGUGCUUGAAAUCCUAAUGCCGCUACUCUUCUCCAUGAUCGUCAUGUACCUGCGUUUAAACAGUUUGCCCAAGAAAAUACCUCCUGUCAACUACCUGGCCAUCGAUAUCGGUUUACUGCCAGACUUCUUCUAUUUUCCUACUCACACCAGAUACCAACUAGCGUAUGUCUCUUCCAAAAGCGAAACGUUGAAGGCUAUCACUGAAGCGGUGGGGAAAUCCUUUGACGUUGAGUUUGAAGUCCUAGGCCAUUCUUCAGUGCCUUUGUUUGAAAAUUACAUACUCCAGGAUCCCAAAGCCUUCUUCGUGUUGGCUGGAAUUGUCUUCGAUCACACCUUCAAUGACAGCAAGCAACCCCUGCCGCUGAAGGUUAAGUACCGCCUGCGCUUCAGCUACACGCAGAGGAACUCCUUAAUCGCGCAGCUGACCUCCAAACAAGAUUAUGUGGACAGCUGGGGCACAUCCUUCCUCUACCCUCCCAACCCAAGCCAAGAGCCCCGGGCCUUAGGGCAUUCAGACGGCGGACUCCCUGGAUACAGCAACGAAGGCUUCCUGGCCAUCCAGCAUGCGCUGGACAAGGCCAUCAUGCACUACCACGCCCACAACGGGACGACCGAGAUGUUUGAGGGCCUGAGUGUGCUUGUGAAGAGGUUCCCCCACGGAGCCCACAUCCAGGACAGGCUCCUGGUGACCCUUCAGAACGAGUUCCCUCUUCUGCUCAUGCUCAGCUUCAUCUGCAUCGAGCUCAUCAUCAUCAAUUCCAUUGCCCUGGAGAAGGAGAAAAAACUGAAGGAGUACAUGUGCAUGAUGGGAGUGGACAACUGGCAACAUUGGGCUGCCUGGUUCAUCAUGUCCUUCGUCUCGGCCCUCCUCGCCGUUUCUUUCAUGACCGUCCUCUUCUGCACACAGGUGAACAGUGUGGCGGUGUUCAGGAACAGCGACCCUAGCUUGAUAUUUGUUUUCCUACUGUCUUUUGCCACGGCCACCAUUUUCUUUGCAUUCAUGAUCAGCACAUUCUUCCAAAAAGCCCACAUAGCCACUGCCUCGGGAGGAAUCAUCUUCUUCCUCACCUACCUCCCAUACCUGUACCUCACUUUCAGCUACUCCCAGAGGACCCACUUCCAAAAGAUUGGCUUUUGCCUGCUCUCGAAUGUCGCCAUGGCACUGGGAGUGCGAUUUAUCUCCAUAUUUGAGAUAAGAGGCACAGGCCUGCAGUGGAAGAACGUGGGCGGCUUCAGCGGGGAGUUUAACUUCUGCCAGGUGCUGCUGAUGCUUCUGCUGGACUCCGUCUUGUACGGCGCGGUGGCCGGGUACGUGGAGGCCGUCCUCCCGGGCGAGCACGGCGUGCCCAAGCCCUGGUACUUCUUCGUCAUGGUGAGUCCCGUGCCCCUCACGCAGUCGGUGCUCCGGGUGGCGGAUCCGGACAACUCUCCAAAGAGCAAGUUGAUUCAGGAAGAGCCUACCAAUUUGAAGAAAGGGAUUGAAAUCCAGCAUCUCUACAAGGUCUAUCACACAGGAAAGAAUAAACAUGUAGCAGUCAAAGACCUGACCCUGAAUCUGUACCAGGGGCAGAUCACCGCUGUCCUGGGACACAACGGAGCCGGCAAAACCACCACGUGCUACGUGCUCACAGGUCUUAUUCCCCCUUCAAGUGGGUGUGUGUAUAUCAAUGGAUAUGAAAUUUCACGCAAUAUGGCGGAGAUCCGGAAGAGCGUGGGCUGGUGCCCCCAACACGACAUCCUGUUUGAUGACCUCACCGUAGCGGAGCAUCUCUCUUUCUAUGCUCAGCUGAAGGGCCUGUCCCGCCUCAAGUGCCCCGAAGAGGUCCAGCGGAUGCUGCACGCCCUCAGCCUGGAGGACAAGCGGGACUCCCUGAGCAGGUGCCUGAGCGGGGGCCUGAGGCGCAAGCUGUCCAUCGGCAUCGCCCUCAUCGCGGGCUCCAAGGUGCUGAUGCUGGACGAGCCCACCUCGGGCAUGGACGCCGUCUCCAGGAGGGCCAUCUGGGACCUGCUGCAGCAGCACAAGAGCCAGCGCACCGUGCUGCUCACCACGCACUUCAUGGACGAGGCCGACCUGCUGGGGGACCGCGUGGCCAUCAUGGCCAAGGGGGAGCUUCAGUGCUGCGGGUCCUCGCUGUUCCUCAAGCAGAAGUACGGUGCAGGAUAUUACAUGACUUUAGUGAAGAAACCUCACUGUAGCACAGAGAAGAUUGCCCAUCUGAUUUAUCACCACAUACCCAAUGCGGUUUUGCAGUCCAGCAUUGGAGAAGAAUUAACGUUUAUUCUUCCUAAAAAGAGCAUGCCCAGGUGCGGACCCCAGGGGGCGGGAGUACCUGUGUGUGUGCACGGGAGAAUAAAACCUCUCUUCCCUUCCAGGUUUGCAUCUCUAUUUACCGAGUUGGAACAGAGGCAGGUGGAGCUGGGGAUCGCCAGCUUCGGGGCCUCGGUCACCACCAUGGAGGAGGUCUUCAUUCGGGUGAACAAGCUGACAGAUUCCAGCACAGAAAUCCAAACCCUCAAGAUUCCCUCCAUUCAGUCUCACCACCUGAUCGGCGGGGUUCCUGUCAACAGAAUCAAACGUAUUCACUCAAGGAUCUUCUCCAUACCGUCCGGCCUGCCAAUCCAUCACAACACUGGGUUCAGCCUCAUCUGCCAACAGUUCUAUGCCAUGCUCCUGAAAAGGGUCCUGUACUCUUGGCGCAACUGGUUGUUGAUGCUCACGGUACAGGUCCUGGUGCCCCUGCUGAUCACCACCUUCAGCCUCACCAUCUUCAACUUGGAAACGAACACGGGCAGCGUGCCGCUGGAACUGACCCUGAGAACGUACGGCCGAACCGUCGUCCCGUUCUAUAUUUCUCCCAAUUCCAGGCUGGGUCCUCGGCUUUCACAGUAUUUUACAGACAUGCUUCUGGCGGAGGAACAGAUCCCUCUGGAGACCUGGAGCUCGGUGGAGGACCUCCUCCUGGACAAGGCAGAGGAGGAGCCCGAGGGCUUUGAUUUCAAAUACGUCGUGGCUGCUUCCUUUGAAGACCAGGGGAACCACACGACGGUGACGGCGCUGUUCAACAACCAGGCGUACCACUCCCCUGCCGUGGCGCUGGCGCUCGUGGACAACUUCCUCUUCAAGCUGCUCUCCGGGGCCACGGCUUCCAUCACGGCGUCCAACCACCCUCAACCUAAGUCGGCCCUGGAGGCCUCGGAGGACAUCUUGUACAACAGCCCUAAAGGACACUACCUUGUUAUCAACUUGCUUUUCGGAAUAGCUUUCCUGUCCAGCUCCUUUGCCAUCUUGACGGUCAAAGAGAGAUCCACAAAGGCCAAGCACAUCCAGUUCAUCAGUGGUGUUUAUGUGGCCACCUUCUGGCUCUCCGCUCUGCUGUGGGACCUCAUCACUUCCCUGGUCCCCAGUCUGCUGCUGCUGGUGGUGUUUCUGUACCACGAGGAAGAAGCCUUCACACACCAGGAAAACGUCCAGGCCAUCAUUCUGGUGCUAAUGCUCUACAGCUGGGCGAGCAUCCCCUUGGUGUAUCUGAGCAGCUUCUGUUUUCGCAACGAAGGGAGUGCUUUUGUCAAGCUCCUGGUCAUGCUCACCUUCCUGAGCAUCGGCCCAUUCAUUCUCAUCUCAGUCAUGGAGGACAAAGACCAAGGCCGCACCAGGGUCUCGGAGUCGUUGGAUCAUGCCUUCCUAACGCUCCCCGGCCACUGCCUGGGAAUGGCUCUCUUCAACUUAUACUACAACUACGGACUCCAGAAGUUAUGCGAAACCAGGAACCUGAGCCAGUCUGAGUGUAAUAAAUUUUUAGAGGGAUACACGGUCCAGGAGAGCGUCUACGCCUGGGAGUCCCUCGGGAUGGGGAAGUACUUGGCAGCCCUUGCCAUCUUGGGGUCUGUGUACCUCAUCCUGCUUUUCCUCAUUGAAACCAAUGUCUUGUGGGAAUUGAAAGCCAGGUUUUCUGACCUCAACGGGAAGCAAGAAUCGGUAACGUUGCAGAAGGUAACAUCCGUGCCCAGAGACCAAGAUGUGCAAGAGGAGGCAAAAAUGGUCCAGACUUCUUUGAAAAAGCUGCGUGAGGAAAACCCACUUGUUCUUAAAGACGUGUCAAAGGUAACAUCAGACGUGCCCCAAAGGCAAAGAAUCCCAAAGGCAAGACCAUUCUUCGGGUGGCCCUUUGAUAAGGAAGCUGCUGCCUGGGCGGGGGAGGGGCCCUGUCUGCUAGCUCCAGCCACCGUCUACGGCAGGAAGGUGCCCCUGCUGGCCGUGAACAAGGUGUCCUUCGCUGUCCAGGCAGAGGAGUGCUUUGGCCUUCUUGGUGUCAACGGAGCUGGGAAAACGUCCAUCUUCAAAAUGCUGACCGGGGAAGAGCCCAUCACCUCUGGGGACGCCUUUAUCAGGGGCCUCAGCAUCAGCUCUCACCUCAGGAAGGUGCGGCAGUGGGUGGGCUACUGUCCCCAGUUUGACACCCUACUCAACCACAUGACGGGCUGGGAGACGCUGGUCAUGUACGCCCGGAUCCGGGGCAUCCCCGAGCGCCACAUCGGCACCUGCGUGGAACAAAUUCUUGAGGAGUUACUCAUGUACGCCUACACUGACAAACUGGUGAAGACCUACAGUGGUGGCAACAAACGAAAGUUGAGCACUGGCGUCGCCCUAAUUGGAGAGCCUUCAGUCAUCUUGCUGGACGAGCCAUCCACUGGCAUGGACCCCGUGGCCCGGCGCCUGCUCUGGGGCACAGUGGCACAAGCCCGCAAGUCUGGCAAGGCCAUUGUUCUCACCACCCACAGCAUGGAAGAAUGUGAGGCCUUGUGCACCCGGCUGGCCAUCAUGGUGCAGGGCCAGUUCAAGUGCCUGGGCAGCCCACAGCACCUCAAGAGCAAGUUUGGCAGCGGCUACUCCCUGCGGGCCAAGGUCCGGAGCGAAGGGCGGCAGGAGGCCCUGGAGGAGUUCAAGGCGUUUGUGAACCUGACCUUCCCAGGCAGCGUCCUGGAGGAUGAGCACCAAGGGUUGGUCCAUUACCACCUGCCCGGGGAGGACCUCAGCUGGGCCAAGGUGUUUGACAUUCUGGAGCAAGCCAAGAGGAAAUUCAUGCUGGAUGACUAUUCUGUCAACCAAGUCUCCCUGGAGGAUAUUUUCCUGAGCUUCACCUGCCCUAUGCCCCCUACCCAAGAGGGAAAGAAACCAGAGCAAGCAAAGCCAGCUCCACCCCCCUCCCAGCCUCCCUCCCAGCCUCUCUCCCCACUUCCCUCAGAACCUGUCUUGCUGUAAUAAAGAGUGUGCAGCCUGCCAUGGGCUGCAAGGGGUACAAAGAUAGCUUGUACACCCAGUGAGCUCAGUGCGGGGCCGAGGGUUGGGGGUGGCUCUAGACCA